AAGGUGUAAAACUUUUUAUAAUCAUCCACCUAAUCAUGAUUACAGAUUCCCCACAUUCCCCACUCUCCAUUAAUCCCUCUCUUAAUUACUAUUUAAUUAACGACAACGAAUUCAUAAUCAUCUCAUUAUAAUUUAAUUCCCCCCACCCCACCAACAAAAUUCAGCACCUAUAAAAGACACCCCCAACAGAUUCCUUCCUUGUUUAGUUUCUUCGGAUCCCUCAAAAAAAAAAAAAAAAAAAAAAAAAAGCACAGUGGAGAGGGUUGAGCUGGCAAGAACCCUAGUGGAAAAGGAUCAAAAGGGUUUUUUUUUUUUUUUUUUUUUUUUUUCAGGAAUUGUGUUUUGAAGAGUGAUAGAUCAAAGAUGUAAGAUAUUUAUUUUCUGGGACUUCAUCAAGAUCUGUUCUUGCGGAGGUCAAUGGACUUAACACCGUUGAGAUGCCUUAACAACAGUAUCUCUCGAUUAAUCCAUCUCGUAACAUGUCGUAUCUCAACUGCAAUGCCAGCCGAAAAGGAUUACAUAAAUUUAGUUUCUUCACUAAAGCUAGUCAAACCAGUCCUCGAUGACAUCGCUAAUCGCAAAGCACCACUAGACGAAGCUUUGUCUAAAGAAUGCGACGAGCUGGAUACAGCUGUCAACGAGGCUCGAGAAUUCCUCGAGAAAUGGUCUCCAAAAACUAGCAAGAUACUAUGUGUACUGCAAAGUAAGCCAUUGGUACUGAAAAUUCAGAAUUCCUCGGUCAAGCUAUGUGGAUUCUGUGAAUCGUCACCCAAUGCUCAGAUAUGUAUUCAAGAAUCUCGAAAUCUAAAGCUAGGACAACUAUCUGAACACAUAGAAGAGAUUCUCAAAAGCCAAGAAGACUGGGAAAAAAAUCCUUGUGCCGACCAUCUUACUGAGAUAAUUGAAUCCUUCAGUCUGAGAUCAAGUCAAGAAUUGCUAAACGAGCGCAUCGCCCUCGAAAAGGAGAAACAGAAAGCUGAAUCCAGUAAUAUAAAAUCCGAAUUAGAUCGAAUUUCUCAAAUUUUAGAACUUAUAUCUCAUAUUCGCGAGUUUGUCGAAAAAAAUAAAUCCGUAAACAACGUACAAAUCCCUUCGUAUUUCCGAUGCCCGUUAUCUCUAGAGCUGAUGUGGGACCCGGUAAUAGUUGCUUCAGGCCAGACUUACGAGCGGGCCCACAUCCAAAAAUGGCUGGACCAAGGAUUAGUGAGAUGCCCCAAAACUAAUUACGAGCUCGCCCACAAGAAUCUUAUUCCGAAUUACACUGUCAAAGCCCUCAUAGUCAACUGGUGCAACGAAAACAAAGUAGAACUCUCCAAUAAUUCAGACAAAGUCGAGGAUGUUUUCGAGGCCCGGAAGGUUCCGGAAGAAGGUUCCGUGCAGUCUUCGCCGGAGCAUUCGUAUGUGCACAGCAGGAGCGAGUCAGCAUCGAGCGCUGUGUCCAGCAUCGAUUAUGCAUCUGCAGCACCAGAAAUCGGGGUUUCAAGAAUGUCGGUUAAUUACCCUUUUACCCCUCCAAACGGGGGUUCACCUUCUCUAUCCGGAAAGUUCUACAACAGCUCCAAAACAAUUUCAAGAAUGCUCUCUUUUCCAUCCUAUUCGCUGCACAACGAACUCACUUCAACUCCCCACGUGGAGAAACUGGUCAACGGCUUGAGGAGUCUUUCCACCGAGGUACAAACCGCAUCUGCAGGUGAAUUACGUUUCCUCGCAAAGUACAACAUCGAGAAUCGAGUAAUCAUCGGCCAGUGUGGGGCCAUCGCCCCCUUAAUCUCGCUGCUCCACUCGGAUAAUGAGCUGAUCCAAGAACAUUCCGUAACUGCCCUUUUAAACUUAUCGAUCGACGAGAACAUAAAAUCAAGAAUCGCAGAAGAAGGUGCUCUAGAACCACUUAUACACGUUUUAAAAACUGGAAACACAGGGGCGAAAGAAAACGCAGCAGCUGCCCUUUUCAGCAUCUCCCUAUUGGACGAUUACCGGGUCAAGAUCGGGCGAUCCGGGGCGGUAAACGGGUUGGUGGAUCUUUUGAAAACGGGUACCGUUAGAGGGAAGAAAGAUGCUGCCACCGCAUUAUUCAACCUGUCGAUAUUUCACGAGAAUAAAGCGCGUAUAGUGCAAGCUGGGGCAGUGAAGUACUUGGUGGGGCUAAUGGAGCCUUGUUCGGAAAUGGUGGAUAAAGCGGUGGCACUUCUUGCGAAUUUGUCGACUAUUGUUGAAGGGUGUUCGGCUAUUGCUCGAGAAGGAGGGAUUCCCUUGCUUGUGGAGAUUGUCGAUAUGGGGUCUCAAAGAGGGAAGGAGAAUGCUGCUUCGAUACUUUUGCAGAUGUGUAUAAAUAAUAGUAAGUAUUGUAGGAGCGUUCUGCAAGAGGGGGCCGUUCCCCCUCUUGUGGCUUUGUCUCAGUCGGGCACUCCUAGGGCCAAGGAGAAGGCUCAGCAACUUCUUAGUCACUUCCGGAAUCAGCGUGAGAGUGCUGUGGCGAGGGGGAGAUCGUGAAAAAGGGGGGAAACGAGAAGGUUCGUGUUUUAUUUUUCAGGCAGAGGUUUUGAAAAUAUUGUUUAUUUAUUUAUUAAUUAGGGAUUUGAGGUAAGUUUGUGUGAAAUGCGUAUAGAAUUAGAACCGUUCCUUAGUAGCUCCACGGUCGAUUGGGUUGUUUCUCACUGUGAGGUUUUCGAUUUGUGAUUCUUUGUUCUUUUUUUUACGUUUUUGUAGAGUAGUUUGUAUAUAUAUAUAUGUAUGUGUAAGUAUUUGUACUACAUUUAAUUUUUUAAGGUUUCUUGAUGCUGGAUUUGGACAAAAUCGGACUGAUUAGAACUUCGUGUUUCUGUAAGAAUGUUUCGUCGUACGCA
Messenger RNA from Erythranthe guttata (spotted monkey flower), 2843 nucleotides. RefSeq names its product ARM repeat superfamily protein. Gene Ontology annotation, molecular function: protein binding; ubiquitin-protein transferase activity. Gene Ontology annotation, biological process: protein ubiquitination. The record is from RefSeq and is a predicted model, not a curated record. NCBI's taxonomy places the organism in Eukaryota, Viridiplantae, Streptophyta, Magnoliopsida, Lamiales, Phrymaceae.